AUGAUGAUUGGUGAAAUGGAAUAUACUGAUUCCUGGAUGAGCCAGAUCCAAAAAAAUAAAAUUCCGCUUCCUAAAAGCGUUACAGCAUUAGUAAUGAUUGUGAUAUUUAUAUUUUUGAUGCCUAUCGUCCUUACGAAUUUAAUGGUUGGUCUAGCUGUCGGUGAUAUUGAUAAAGUAAGGCGAGAAGCAGGAUUUCGAUUGUUAUCAUCGCGCGUAGAAUAUUUGGAUGAUCUCGAAAGGACAUUGCCGUUAAGAUUUAGAAAUCGUUUUUAUAAGCGAGGCCACACGGACAAAUAUACCAAAAAACUGAACCAGGCCGAUAAUAAGAACAUGGAGUCUACCAGUGCUAUUAAUAAAUCUGAUAUUACAUCAGCGGAUCCCAAAUUUGUAUCAGCAAUUGAACGAAUAGGCAAUCAAGAAAAAAGAAUUGAAUUUUUAACAGAACAAUUCAUGGCUUUUAGAGAAGAUGUCAUGAAAUCUUUUAAGAAAAUUGAUGAAGCAUUAAACAUUGAUCAAAUUUAA
Trichoplax adhaerens is the source of this 522-nucleotide messenger RNA. RefSeq lists its product as uncharacterized. The coding region runs from base 1 to 522 and encodes 173 amino acids. NCBI's taxonomy places the organism in Eukaryota, Metazoa, Placozoa, Uniplacotomia, Trichoplacea, Trichoplacidae. The transcript is spliced from 4 exons. The record is from RefSeq and is a predicted model, not a curated record.